Molecule: messenger RNA, 617 nt
Organism: Drosophila ananassae
Lineage: Eukaryota; Metazoa; Arthropoda; Insecta; Diptera; Drosophilidae
Exons: 1
Source: RefSeq, a predicted model, not a curated record
UAGCGCCCCCUGGCGGCCGGCGGACUCACGAUUUUGGUGCUGCUGAUAAAUUAACGAAAUUUUAAUUUGAUUUCCUUCACAAAUUUCCGGCGAACUGAGCCCCGGCCCGGUCUCCACCCCAGUCCCUUGUGCCUGGGAGUCCGAUUGUCUGCCAAGUGGUAGCAAUGGUAUUGGUGGGGACACAGAAGCAGCAGCAGCAAAUAAACUAAGUGAAUUUAUGGCCCCAGGGCAGGAGGCGAUUCGAGCACACGUGUGCGACAUGCCCACACAUUGACACCUUGCCAGCAAACAGCAAGAGCAACUACCAAAAGCCAAAAGCCAACUACCAACCACCGGCCAAUAACCGACUAACCGCACUCCAAUAGGGCUGCAGGUCCCUGGGCGCGUUUUCGGAUCGGUUUGGAGUAGAUCGGUUUUUGUUUAUGCUGGGCAGGCACAAACGAGCUGACAAUGCCCCAUGUCAGGCCUCCAAGUACGUGCGGCCAAACAAAUUACAGGGAAAUUGCGUCACCUGCAGGAAUUUCCACUCAGCAUUGUCAAAGGCCAUCAAAAGUUGUUGGACAUGUUGUAACAUUAAUUUGACAUUUUACGGCCCAGGCUAAGGAUCGGCAGGAUGA